This is a messenger RNA of Trypanosoma brucei brucei TREU927, 2901 nucleotides long. It is a transcript of the gene Tb927.6.700, whose product is annotated as alanyl-tRNA synthetase, putative. The transcript has a single exon. Lineage: Eukaryota; Euglenozoa; Kinetoplastea; Trypanosomatida; Trypanosomatidae. The record is from RefSeq and is a predicted model, not a curated record. Gene Ontology annotation, molecular function: aminoacyl-tRNA deacylase activity; amino acid binding; nucleic acid binding. Gene Ontology annotation, biological process: tRNA modification; alanyl-tRNA aminoacylation. Bases 1 to 2901 code for a protein of 966 amino acids. Gene Ontology annotation, cellular component: mitochondrion; cytoplasm.
AUGACAAAAGCGGUGACUGAAUGGCCUGUUAAUCGGGUGCGGCAGGAGUUUGUCAGUUUUUUUGAGCAGCGGGGUCACACUUUUGUCCCAUCCAGCGCGGUGGUCCCCCACAACGACCCCACGUUACUGUUCACCAACGCGGGAAUGAACCAGUUUAAGAACCUUUUUCUUGGUACCGCAGACCCCAACACAGACUUUGGUCGCCUCACCCGUGCUGUCAACUCGCAACUGUGUAUCCGUGCAGGUGGAAAGCACAACGACUUGGACGACGUGGGCCGCGACACGUACCACCACACCUUUUUUGAGAUGUUGGGCUCGUGGUCCUUUGGUGAUUACUUUAAGCGGGAGGCAAUACUGUGGUCGUGGGAACUUCUCACUGAGGUGUACAAACUUCCCAAAGAUCGCCUUUACGCGACGUACUUCGAAGGUGAUCCCGCGAAUGGCAUAGAGGCUGACGAAGAGUCUAAACAGUUGUGGCUGCAGUUGCUUCCAGCCAGCCGCGUCAUCGCUGGAAAUGCGAAGGACAACUUCUGGGAAAUGGGGGACGUGGGUCCAUGCGGGCCGUGCUCGGAGAUCCAUUUUGACCGAAUUGGAGGCCGAGAUGCAGCCGACUUGGUGAACAAAGACGAUCCCAUGGUUCUCGAAGUUUGGAACCUUGUUUUCAUGCAGUUCGAGCGUCGCGCGGGUGGUGUUAUUGUUCCACUUCCUAAGAUGCACGUGGAUACUGGGAUGGGGCUAGAGAGGCUUACAUCUAUACUGCAAGGCGCAGACUCGAAUUAUGACACAGACGCGUGGACACCUCUGUUUGACACCAUCCAGAAAGUAACUGGGUUUGAGAAGUCCUAUGCGGAGGUACGCCACGAUACGUGCGACGCCACAGUGGCCUACCGGGCCGUGGCAGACCAUAUCCGCUGCCUCACAGUGGCUCUUGCAGAUGGUGCCAUGCCGGACUCAGUCGGAAGGGGCUUUGUGUUGCGUCGCAUCAUCCGGCGUGCCGUGCGUUAUGGAGUUCAGUUUCUUGGCGCGAAAGUGGGGUUCUUCCAUCAACUCGUGGAUUCGGUCGUCUCGUCCCUUGGGCCGUUCUUCAAACACAUACAAGAGCCGCGAACGGUGCAGCGUAUCAAAGGCGUGCUGGCAGAUGAAGAAACAUCCUUCGCUAGGACAUGGGAAACUGGACUAAAGCACUUUAACAAGGCUGUGGCAGAGGCAGUUAACAAUGUCAUCAGCGGUGAAAAUGCCUUUAUACUGCACGACCGCUACGGUUUUCCAGUUGACCUAACCAGCCUUCUUGCGGAGAAGGCCAACAUGAGUGUCGACCUUGAAGGUUUUCACGCCACGAUGAAGGCUAGCCAAUUGAGCUCUGGUCGCGUGGCGGCGGCAAAGACCUUCAUUGACGUGCACCAGUUAGAAGAGCUUAAGGCUGGCGGUGUCUCCCCAACGGAUGAUUCGGCCAAAUACACGUGGAAAAAGCAUGUGGCGGAGGUGAAAGCCAUUUUCGACAAGAAAAGUGGCAGCUUCGUGGACGUGCUUCUUCCUGAUUCUGAAAUGGGCCCCGAGGAUAUCGGUAUUAUACUUGAUGUUACAAACUUUUACGCCGAGGCUGGUGGCCAAAUAUAUGACACGGGCUGCAUUGUCGCCGCACCGGACGCUAUAUUUGAUGUGAGGAAGGUGUACAAUGUAGGGGGAUACAUCGUGCACGUGGGUGGUAUGAGGUCAGUGGAGGAUGGGGCAGCUGCACCCAUUCCCGUCACGGCGUCAGUGGAGUUGCAAGUGGACUACGAGCGGCGCCUACCUAUCGCCGCGAACCACACCUCCACGCACAUUCUUAACUGGUGUUUGCGCCGUGUUCUGGAGGAGGAGGCCAAGGAUAACUUCAUGGAGGUGAACCAAAAGGGGUCGCUCGUCACACCUGAAAUGCUGCGGUUUGAUUUCAGCUACAAUAACAAGGUUAGCCUGGAGGAUCUCAUCAAGGUUGAGAAGCUUAUCAAUCAAAUAAUCCAACAAGGAUUAGAGGUAUAUCGCAAAGAAAUCGCAUUGGAUGCUGCCAGCCGGAUCGCAGGCCUGAGACACAUGUUUGGGGAGAAGUACCCGGACCCCGUCAGCGUUAUAUCUGUCGGGGUCCCAGUUGAAAAACUUAUCGCAGAGCCAGAGAGCGAAGAGUGGAGGGCGUACUCCACCGAGUUCUGCGGUGGGACGCACCUCUCCAACACGCAAGAUGCGCAGUUGGCUGUUAUUCUUUCUGAGGAAUCCCUUAUGAAAGGUAUUCGGCGGAUGGUCGUCGCAACACGUGACGCCGCCCGUAAGGCACAAGAGGGUGGUAAAGCACUUCAGCAGGAGUACCGGGAAAUCAUGUCUCGCCCCGCCUCCGAUGCCGUGGCGAAAAGUCUGUCAGUGCUGAACAAGAAAGUGGGUGACAGCGCGAUUCCCCUCGUCGUCAAGAACACACUGCGGGAAGAAAUUGACGGGAGCAUCAAAAAUGUCCUCGGAGCUCUCAAGGCACAGGCGGCGCAGAUGAAAGAGAAGGCAACGGAAGCUGGCCGUGCCGCGGCGGAGGCGUAUGAUGCGUCUGCGGGGCCGCUGUUGGUGCGGCAUCUCACUGACACCGGCGCCGACCGCGAGGCAUUGCAAGCGUAUGCAGACGGAUUCUCCAAGGCAGUCUCGGGAGAUGUGGGGCUUUUUCUUGUGGGGAGUGAUGAAAGUAAGGCACUUGCACUUGUUUCUCUUCCCCCCGCCUUCGUUGCUAAGAAGCUGGACGCAGUCAGUUGGGCCAAAACAGCCGUAGGGAAAGGGGGUGGAAAGCCGUCGGCAGCCCAGUCGGGGUUCCCCGCUGCCAAUACUACACAAGUCUUGCAAAAGGCGGAAGUGGAAGCAGCCAAAAUGAUGGCAGUGCUUUUGAACUGA